Messenger RNA from Exaiptasia diaphana, 4617 nucleotides. RefSeq lists its product as uncharacterized. Gene Ontology annotation, molecular function: transmembrane receptor protein tyrosine kinase activity; ATP binding. Gene Ontology annotation, cellular component: signaling receptor complex. Gene Ontology annotation, biological process: protein phosphorylation; multicellular organism development; cell surface receptor protein tyrosine kinase signaling pathway. The transcript has 18 exons. NCBI's taxonomy places the organism in Eukaryota, Metazoa, Cnidaria, Anthozoa, Actiniaria, Aiptasiidae. The record is from RefSeq and is a predicted model, not a curated record. Bases 315 to 4109 code for a protein of 1264 amino acids.
GUUGGCUUUUUCCACAACAAAUUUGUAUUUGGUUUUCACUUUGGAAGACAAUGUUUACCGUUUGAUGGAACAAUUCACUUAAACAAGACACGUCUUGUUCUAUCGAUCAAGUAUUCUAUGUUGACAGCCGAUGCAUAUGCCAGAAAUAAAGUGUCUAAGACUGGUUUGUAUUUACAAGCCGAUUGUUUACAAUGGACAAAACUACAGACGAUAAAAACUGGCAGAGUUCACUAUAAGACAUCAAUCUUCAAUUAUCACAAUAUAGAAUUAUUGUGUUAUGUGGUCCUAAAGUUGAUUAUUUCUUAGUAUAUGUGAUGAAACCAUCAGGCUAUAUUGUACAGGUAGUUCUUGCUAGUAUGCUAUACCAUAUUGGACAUGCAGCUAGAUGCCUCAAAGGCUUCAAAGGUCGUAAAUCAUUUACGAUUGAAAACAAGCCUAUCCCCCUGACCGUCUAUGGAGGUAUUGGGGUAGCCAAUCAAAUUGCAGGAAUCCUGGCGAGCAUCUUAUUGGACGAUGUACUUGGUUACCGUAAUGUUGUACUUGURAAUAGCUCGCUACCAGGACCUUUGACCGUGAUGGAACUGAACUCAUACAUAAAGAAGGCAUGCCAUACACCAAGCAAGCAAUGCUUUCCACCUGCCUUAGUCUUCCCGGCCGUGUGGGUACCAGUCGAUCAUCGACCAAAGACAACCACCAACAAGAACCUCAUUGAUCUCGGUUCCGAUGGCAUCACGGGAAGCUAUGGUUGGUUUGUGUCUAGUACAUUCGUUAGUAAGAUAUGGAAAGACAAAGGAAUCCCGGUCAAUCACUGGCGCAGUCUAUUGUUACCUGCAGUUGUAGAGAAUCUAUUGAACGCAGGUGAACUCGAAUCGCUUCGUGAGCUGUGUCCUGGAUGUGUUUUACGUGUGUUCUACCCUAAACCCUGCAACCCUAACCAUGGCGGGGAGGUUAGUCUGUGCGCGUUGCUGAUAGCACAAGACCGAGGGAGCUGCAGUAUCGAGAUGGAACGUCAGAUUACUCUCCUCGAUCUUCAUGUGGCGAUUGCCUGGCUGAACACGAAGCCACAUUCAUUUCUGAUGGCCUAUGAGUCGCGCAAGAAACCAGUGCUUUUCUCAGCCUUUGCGACUGAUAGAUUGACGAUUUCAGAUCGAUUCACCGAGAUUCACUUCCCAAGCUGCAGUUCAAAGCUUGAUGUUCAUCAGGAAUUUUCUCCACCCAACCCACAUUGGAAUUGUAGUUGUUCAUCGAUAUUGGAAAUGAGGAAAUUCGUAUGGACAAGACUCCAUCAUGAGUACAAGGACAUCGUUGACUUACUCGCUGCAUUUCAUUUCCAACAAGACCAGUUAGCAGACAUGAUAGGGAAGGUCGGAGAAAAUAACGCCAGCAAGACUGUCUGUGAUUGGUUAAUCAUGAACAAAGGUGUAUGGUCACCRUGGAUACCGACUCAAAAGAUCACCAACAAGACCAUCUACAUUGGAGGCAUGUUUCCAAGUUUAAACGGACCGGAAGCUGUUUGGUCAAGUCCUGGUGACGAGCUUGGGGCGAUCAUGGCAAUWGAGAGAAUAAACCGUGACACCGCARUACUCAAAGACUACCGACUCAAGAUGCCGAUCGUUGGUACGCAAUGCCGACGUGAAUUGGUCCUUAAUGCAUACAUUACAUAUCUGAACCGUGACCCRUCACGCAAGGUAGUUGGCAUAUUGGGCCCUGCGUGUAGUAAACCAACAAUGCCUAUUGCAUCAGUGUCACGCUAUCACAAUAUGAUAGUCAUGGGUUACGGUGCUGAUGACGUGUCCUUAUCUGAUAGAAAGCGAUAUCCCUACUAUUUCCGCACUGCCCCUAGUGUGGACGAGUUCAAGUUUGCAUACUUAGCUCUUUUUGACAAAUUCAAAUGGAAGCAUUGCAUGACUCUACGUGGUACACGAUAUCCAGCAAGCACCGUACUGUCCAGAACGGAGUAUUUGACCAAAAAUGGUAUUGAUGUCUUGUCGCGACAAAUUCCAACCGAGGAGGGACUGGAUGCGAAGACAUACGUUAGCAAUGUUAAGCAGACCGGACGGACGAUUAUCAUCUUGAACGUCUACCCAGCAGCCACCAGGGCCAUUAUGUGCGAGGCGUUCAAACAGAAUCUCCAUCCAUCACGUGGUUAUGUAUGGUUUGUGCUCGGUUGGCUUGACCAGGAUUGGUGGGAUACCGACAAACACAACAAUAAAACCUACAGCCCCACAGAAAGAGUACCUUGUAGCAGCGAUGAUAUGAAGAUCCUUGUCGAUCAGGGAUAUUUCUCGUUGUCUGGAUCGUUUUACGGUGAUGAUAACCAAGUCAUCGCAGGCGGAGGAACGGUCAGUUAUUGGAAGAAACAAUACUUACAAAGAACUUUAGAAAAGGGAGUAAAGCCAUCAGAUUACGCGUCACUAGCUCACGAUGCUGUAUGGACCUACGCCCUUGCACUAGACGCCUUAAUCAAGAAUUCAUCUGAUGCUGUUGACCAUAUUUACGAUGAUACAACAUCAAGAUUAUUUCGUGAAUACAUCCAGACGACACAUUUUUUUGGAGUGUCUGGUCUUGUUCACUUCCGUAAUGGCGACAGAUUGUCYAAUAUCAAUAUUAAGCAGAACUUUGCAACAUCAUCGAAGCUGAUUGGUCACUUUGUCCCGGAAACUUCACAAAACAAUGUUUACAAUGGAUUUUUAUUUCUUGAAGAGAAGACGAUAAAGUGGGCAAGUGGAAACGUUCCUAAAGAUCGACUUUUAGUUCAAGCUGCCCCAUCAGUGAGCUGUGCCGUCGAAUCUCUUCGAAAUGUACUGGGUAUCAGUUGCGUUGCUGCAGGACUAGUCGCUGCACUCAUAGCCAUUCUCCUUAUUGCGGCGUUUCUCUUAGUUGUCUUUUGGAUUCUGAAAGGAAGAUACUCUUCCAAAUAUCGUAUUAUCAAAAGACGUCUAAACCAGCUAGGUCUUCUGGAUGCUCAUGCUGCAUGUACUAUAUUUGCACUAGAUGCCUGGGAAAUAUCACGUGACAUGAUUGUUUUGAAUCGUAAACUUGGGGAAGGCGCGUUUGGAGCUGUGUUUGGAGGAGAAGGACUGGGUAUAGUUKAUGAAAGUACUUCAGUUUCUGUUGCUGUUAAGACUCUCAAGACCGAUGCAUCAGUCGAGGAGAAGUUUGAAUUCCUUGGAGAAGCAGACACCAUGAAGCACUUUUCACAUGAAAAUAUUGUGCAGUUAUUUGGAGUCUGUACAACUACAGAACCUGCAUUCAUUGUUAUGGAACUAAUGAUACACGGUGACUUAAAGAGUUUUCUUCUUGCAAGAAGACGGCUUAUUGAUCGACAUGGAACACCAGAGGCAGAAGAAGUGACGUCAUCCAAUCUUACAAGAAUGGCUCUCGACAUUGCCAGAGGGAUGCAGUAUCUAUCACAAAAGAAAUACGUCCACAGAGAUCUGGCCCUACGCAAUUGCAUGGUUGGUGUUGGUAAUGUGAUCAAGAUUGGAGACUUUGGUUUAGCAAGACAACUGAACAUCAAAGACUAUUAUCGGUUCGAACGUAAAGGAGCCUUACCGAUACGAUGGAUGGCACCGGAAGCCAUCACCGAGGGAUUGUUUACCACUCAGUCCGAUGUCUGGUCGUUUGGUGUCACGUUAUGGGAGCUGGCGACGUUCGGAGGCUUUCCGUACCAGGGUGCGUCCAAUCAAGUUGUACUUGAGUAUGUUAAAGAUGGAAAUAUUCUGGAAAUACCUCAAGGAAGCAGCGAUCAAAUGGCGAACUUGCUGCGUAUGUGUUGGCGGUUCGACUAUCUGGAUCGUCCAACCCCUUAUAGCUUAGUAYGCAUUCUGACCGAAAAUCCUGAGAUUGUCAGCGCAUGUGUUGAAGUGCCUCCCACAACAGUCAGUGAYGACAGCAUUGGACGGUUUUAUGUUCCAAGUGGGCAUGGACACGGUCGAAACAGCAGGCUAUCAAGAACUCCAUCUGUAAGCUCACAGCUAUCUGAACGACUUCGAGUGUCUGGAUUUGUCAAAGAAUCAUCGCUUUCUUCCAAGAAACACGCUGGUAACAGCAGUAGUGGAGGACAUAGUCCUGGAGCUAGAAAAACUUCUUUCUUUUUUAAAUUAUGAGCAAUUUGAAGAAAGUGCUUUGCUUGUAGUUUAGUGUAUCCUCACAUUAGUAUAUCAUUGCUGACUUUUAUUAUGAAUUAGUCGGUUACCAUUUCUACUCAUGAAACGGGUCAGUAUACCCGUCACUCAAGGAAGAACGACCACCGAGACAAUAAAAAUGGUCGCAAAUUUGUGAUUCACUUGUGUACAAGAAAAAGGAAUAGGUGUCACUGCCCAAGGCUAGCCUCASCGACGAUCGCAAUCACUCAUAAAUUAUUGAAAAACGUUUUUUCAAAGCAAAAAUCUAUUAACGAGCGCGAAUUCAGAUGUGUCAUCUUUUGUGGGUUUCACUUAUUGGAAAGUAAUUAUUAGUGAACGACAAUUACAAACAUGAUUUAUUUUGUUGAUAUGUACAACUGUUUCUAUGCAUGUAUACUAUAUAAAAUACAUCUUGCUGUAACACGCGGACCCGUCAGCMUGCAUCGGGUAAUGGAUGUUGGAAAUAUCAUAAUAAUAAUAGUGAAUUGAA